Colletotrichum karsti is the source of this 3405-nucleotide messenger RNA. RefSeq lists its product as uncharacterized. The record is from RefSeq and is a predicted model, not a curated record. Bases 1 to 3405 code for a protein of 1134 amino acids. The transcript is spliced from 3 exons. Gene Ontology annotation, biological process: protein transport. NCBI's taxonomy places the organism in Eukaryota, Fungi, Ascomycota, Sordariomycetes, Glomerellales, Glomerellaceae.
AUGGAGGCUUCCAGUGCCUACUCCAACGGCUUCCCAAAAGCCCCGAAUGGCAAGAUAAACGGCAAGAUGAACGGACACGCAGUGGUCAAGAGAAGGACAACUCCCAAGAAGGGCCCGACAUUCAUCGGUCGCACUUUCAGCGUCGCUGCCAGGAUCUUGACCUGGUAUUCCAUCAUUUCAAUCCUCUUCCGCUGUCCGGCCACCCUCGAUGCCUGUGACGAAACCUCGCCCAAAAUUUGCAAGCCUUACUUCCAACUGAAACACGCCGUAUCACCCCACCUCGAGCCCUACUACGACACCUACGCCGCCCCCUACGUCGAGAAGGCCACUCCCUACUACAACAUCGCCAACGAGCGUGUCAUUGUGCCGACAAAGGCCUACGUCACCAAGCAUGGCGCUCCCCGCGUCCUCCAGGCCCAGGCCUACGGCCAGGCCCAGUGGGACAAGAACAUCCAGCCCCAGCUGGCUGUCUACCAGAAGCAAGUUCAGGACAAGUACGAUCAGGCAGUAGCGCCGCACGUCGCCAAGGUUUCCGACGUAGUAGGCCCCUACUACGACAUUGCGCGUACCAACGCCCUGCAGACCUACCACGACGUGGUCCUGCCUUCAUACCAGUUCGUCCAGCCCUACGCCGCUCAAGGUUACGACGCCGCCUCUCAAUUCACCACCGAGACGGCUGUUCCCACCGCCUACUGGGCUUGGAACAAGACCUUCGUGUUCCUCGAUUCUACGGUCUGGCCUCAGGUUCGCGUCUUGUACGUUGAGAAUGUCGAGCCCCAGCUGGCUAGAAUCGGACAGCGUCUUGGCCGCUACAAGAACAAGACGAAGGGGUCGCUCGAGAAUGUCUCCGAGAGCGCCACUGCUAAGGCUUCCUCAUUCACGAAACCGGCUUCAUCCGCAUCCUCGAUUGCCUCUUCAGCCUCUUCGGUCGCCAGCGAGAAGGUCUCUACCAAGAUCGAAAGCACUCCUAUCCCCGAUGCUUCCCAGGUUGCAGAGCAAAUUGCGGAAGACGUAAAGGACAAGGCACAGCAGGUCGUUGCGCCUCCCCCGUCCGAGGAUGAGUCCGACAUGCGCAAGACCGCCCGCGAGACUGUCGAGGAGGACUUGCGCAGCUGGCAGGACAAGUUUGCCAAGGCCGCCGACGAAGGCGCUAGAGAAAUCGAGGACCAAGUCGAGGAAAUCUCUCAGCGCGUCAUCAAGGAGAACGCACACACCAAGGGCAAGGCACUUGUUGUUGAGCUGCAAGAAACUGCCAAGGCUGAGGUAGACGCUCUGCAGAAGCAGAUCAUCAAGAUCGUUCACAAGUCAGUGGACGCCCCUGUGGCUGCUCACGACGAUUUGGUUGCAGCCGUCCGCAAGGCGGGCCUAGCUGUCAAGGAGAAGGCCCAGCAGAUUCGCUCCUGGAAGGAUGACUACGAGGCCGAGAUCGAGGCUGCUGUCACUCAGGCUGCCGACAGCCACUUCAAGAUCCUUGACAGCAUUAGAGAUCUGGCACUUCAGAAGAUCGGAAUGAAGUGGGCUUGGAUGGACGGCAUUACCUACAAGGACUGGGCCAAGUACCAUGAGUUGAAGGACCGCUUCGCCGAGUGGAUGAGUGACUUGAAGAAGCUCAUCAUUACUCACCCAGGUCUCGAGGAAGCACGUGCGGCAUCUAACGAGAUCGAAGACUCCGGUAUGGCGGUCGCCCAAUCUGCUGCGCAAGAGCUCGCCAGGCUUAAGCAGGUUGGCCUGUGGAAGCUGGCAGCUCAGGACACCUCCGACAACUUUGACAGCGAGACAGCGCGCCUGGCUGCAGAGAAUGUAGAGAGCCGUGCCUCGGAUGCCGCCUCCGCCACAUCAUCUGCCACAUCAACCAACGAGGACCCUCUUGAGUCCGCUGCCAGCGUAAUUGAGGACGAAUCUCCUGCCAGUGACCUUGGCUCCGACGGUCCCGCAAGCUCCGUGAGCAGCGCUGCCAGCAAACUCAGCGAGAGUCUCAGCAGCGCCACUUCAGUCGCAUCUGAGUCCAUCAGCAGCACCGCCAGUCAGGUUUCUAGCGAGGCCUCUAGUGUCGUGGCUGGCAGCUCAUCCAGCACCGAGUCUCAUCCGGAUCUGGCCUCCACUGUUCUUCCCGGCCAGGAUCAGAGCAUUGUCGUCGACAACUCAGGCACCUCGCCUGCUGGUGACGAGGAGAAUGCUGUCCCAGGCGAGAAGAUUGAGGAGGAGAUCAUUGUGGAGUCUAUGGAGGACAAGCCCGUCUCUGCCGAGACUGAAUCAGUCAAGCCCGCCUUCUUGGGUGCUGCUGCUCAAUCCGUAUCCAGCAAGGGACCGAUCCUGGACGAGGAUGUUGACGCCGAGAGCAUCUCGUCUCGCGCUCAUGAGGCCUACUCCAACGCGAUCUCCCAGGCUUCCGACCAGUAUUCUUCUGCCAAGGCCGCUGUUUCCGCCAAGAUCUACGGUACACCGAAGCCUGCCCAAGAGAAGGUUUUAUCAUCAGCUUCCGGGGUAUAUGCUGCUGCCAUGGCAUCUGCCAGCUCUCGCUUCGAUGAGGCGAUCAAGGCUGCAUCCAAGGGCAUCUACGGAACACCCACCGCGAAGGCCGCCCCUUCUUACGAUUGGGCCAGUGUUGAGGCCAUCGCCUCCCAGCGCCUGAAUGAAGGGCGUUUGUGGGCCGAGCAACAGUAUGAGAGCGCCAAGAUUGCCCUUGGACUCGCCACUGCCACCCCUACUUCCACCGUUGAGAGACUCCUCGAGCAGGCCAAGUUCAACUACUACGCUGGCCUGGGAGUUGCCCACGCUCGAUACUCUGAUUUCUUGGCGGCUGCCGGCUCUGCUUUGAGCCAGGCCACUGCCACUGCCACCCCAACUGACGUUGCCGGCACCGCGUCGUCUGUUGCCUCAGUCGCUACUCGCUCAGCUGAUGCGGUUGCAUCCGGGGCGCAAAAGGAGGCCGUUGCCGUGGCGUCGGCCGUUAGUGACGGACUCGGUGCUGCUGCGUCCAUCAUUAGCGACUCCGUUUCCGCGGGUGUUCAGGAAGUGGUUGACGCCGCGCAGGCUAUCGAGAAGGGUGUCGUCGACUCUUGGGACGCUGUCGUGAACCAAGUCAGCAUCCAGAUCUACGGCAAGCCAACUCCCACUGCCUGGUACGACAGCGUAUACAGCGGUGCUGGCGAGUACGCUGCUCAGGCAACAUCUGUCAUCGGCAAGCAAUACGAAGAUGUCAACAAGCUCAUCUCCGAGCUGCUCGUCGGCAAGGAGCCCACGUUCUCCGAAAGCGUCCUCGCUCGCCUUCAGGCUGCGUAUGCUACCGGUGCUGCUCAGGCUGCCAGCUUUGCCAGUGCUGCCUCGGCCACGGCUUCGUCUGCCGCCUCUGCCGUUACGGACGCCGUCAAGGAGACCGUUCAGCAUGUCCGUGAUGAGUUGUAA